Messenger RNA from Drosophila elegans, 1006 nucleotides. RefSeq lists its product as uncharacterized. The record is from RefSeq and is a predicted model, not a curated record. The coding region runs from base 290 to 697 and encodes 135 amino acids. Lineage: Eukaryota; Metazoa; Arthropoda; Insecta; Diptera; Drosophilidae. The transcript has 2 exons.
AAAAGCUUAUUAAUUAGUUGAACAAAGUGUAGAUGAUGACCACCUGCUGAGAUCGUGACUUAGUCAAUAAACAAUUAUUUCAUUGUGUUAUUUUGUUUUAUGGUGACGUUGACGUUGACAAGACUACACACAAACACACAAUAUAAAAUCAAACAUCAAACAUUUUUCCAAAUUCCGGAUGUGAUCGUCAGAAAUUUUCCGUUUACACAUCGUCCUCGUCCCCACACUUCCCCUCCAUCAAUAAUAUCAUAACAUUUACUAGUCACAAGCCAAACAAACACCAGUUGAGAUGUCUGCAAUCUCGCUAAUUGGAAUUUGCCUGGUUUUAUCCAUUCUGCUGUUGUUCUUGGGUGUCGCAUUGGAACCUUUAAAGCGUUUAAUACUAAGCAGGAGCGGUGGUCGCAACCAACUGGCCUUGGUGCCAGCGAUUUCGAAUGCCGUACGAGGCCAGAGAGCUGCUUACGAUCCUUUGGAGCAAUCCUCGUGGCACAAGUCAAUUCGGGUACACAUUCGCUAUUUAGCUCGCUACGUACAUGUGCCACCGGACUUGGAUGAAGUCGGAGUGCCCGUUGAACUGCAUCGCCACAUGCAGGACCUUGCCAUUCUGCAGGAUCUCUUUCGGACGGGCCAGUUGCAAAGGACUACUGUGACUGCCUCCGUGCCUGAUCUCGAUCACGACCCCGACCACAGUCGCUGAGAAGGGCAAAGUUCAGCAUCGCCCUCAAAUUAAGUUAUAUGCCUAAGGCCCAGUAAUCAUUUCGGAGCGAACUUUGGUUUCGGUGUCCCUAAUAGUGUUUUAAUUGCUCUGGCCGUUUGUAUUCCGCACGAAUUAACAUCAAUUUGGGGAAGGAAGUGGGUAUAGAUUAGCCACCCCUACUGUUGCUAUUGCAAGGAUAUCGCAUGUCAAGCAGGCAUUAUGUGCUUUCAACGAUAGGAGUUUAAGUCGACGAACCUGCAAAUAUCCUGGAAAAGGCAUUAAUAAAUACUCUUUUUUUUCCAUCGCUAA